UGUCCCGGUCCUGCAGACCUGACGGAGAGAAACAACUCCACGGAGCUUCAUUAACGAGCAAACUUUUCCUCUUCUCUCUUCUGUAACGGCGCAGAAAGUGGCGCAGACUUUUUUUUCCAUGCGGCGCAGUCCGGGACCGGGUUUUAUGAAGACUUCACGAGCCUCGGAUUAAAUGUGUCAUCUGUCAUGGCGGGAGGGAGCGGCUGGAUAACGGGCUGCACGCUGGUCUUUGCGCUCCUCUUCCAGCUGUGCGCCGCUCAGUAUGAGAAGGGGAUUUCCAUCCCGGAGCACGGCUUCUGCCAGACCAUCUCCAUCCCGCUGUGCACGGACAUUGCCUACAACCAGACCAUCAUGCCCAACCUGCUGGGACACACCAAUCAGGAGGACGCAGGACUGGAGGUGCACCAGUUCUACCCACUGGUUAAAGUCCAGUGUUCCGUGGACCUGAAGUUCUUCCUGUGCUCCAUGUACGCGCCGGUGUGCACAGUUCUGGAGCAGGCCAUACCGCCGUGCAGGUCGCUGUGUGAGCGUGCCCGGCAGGGCUGCGAAGCGCUCAUGAAUAAGUUUGGCUUCCAGUGGCCAGAGAGGCUGCGCUGCGAGAACUUCCCGGUCCACGGCGCCGGAGAGAUCUGUGUGGGUCAGAACACCACAGACGGCCCCACGUCCAACCCCACGCCCAACCUCCCUGAGCUUGUGACUCCGCCGCCACCGCACGGCCGGGCCGACCAGCCCUUCUCUUGCCCGCUGCAGCUGAAGGCGCCACCCUUCCUCAACUACCACUUCCUGGGGGUGAAGGACUGCGGCGCCCCCUGUGAGACCUCCAAACCCAACGGACUUAUGUAUUUCCGCGAGGAGGAGUUGAAGUUCGGUCGGCUUUGGGUCGGCAUCUGGUCCAUCCUGUGCUGUGUGAGCACCCUCUUCACCGUGCUCACAUACCUGGUGGACAUGAGGCGGUUUCGAUACCCAGAGCGGCCGAUCAUCUUCCUGUCCGGUUGCUACUUCAUGGUGGCGGUGGCCUAUGCCGCUGGCUUCCUGUUGGAGGACAAAGUGGUGUGUAUCGACCAUCAGCUGACCAGGGACAGCUACAAGAUGGUGGCUCAGGGCACCAAGAAAGAAGGUUGCACCAUCCUCUUCAUGAUCCUCUACUUCUUCGGCAUGGCGAGCUCAAUCUGGUGGGUGAUUCUAUCGCUCACCUGGUUCCUGUCUGCCGGGAUGAAGUGGGGCCACGAGGCACUCGAGGCCAACUCGCAGUACUUCCAUCUGGCGGCCUGGGCGGUGCCGGCGGUUAAAACCAUCACUAUCCUGGCCAUGGGGCAGGUAGACGGCGACCUGCUCACUGGCGUCUGCUACGUUGGGAUCUACAGCGUGGACGCCUUGCGCGGCUUCGUCCUGGCGCCACUGUUCGUCUACCUCUUCAUCGGUACCUCCUUCCUGCUGGCGGGCUUCGUGUCGCUCUUCCGCAUCCGCACCAUCAUGAAGCACGACGGUACCAAGACAGAGAAGCUGGAGAAGCUGAUGGUGCGGAUUGGCGUGUUCAGCGUGCUGUACACGGUGCCCGCCACCAUCGUCAUCGCCUGCUACUUCUACGAGCAGGCGUUCCGGCCGCAGUGGGAGAGGACGUGGCACCUGCAGACGUGCAAAAGAUUCGCAGUGCCGUGUCCAGCUGGAAACUUUGCACCAUUGACGCCUGACUUCACCGUGUUCAUGAUCAAGUACCUGAUGACCAUGAUCGUAGGGAUCACAUCCGGGUUCUGGAUCUGGUCUGGGAAGACGCUGCAGUCAUGGCGCCGGUUUUAUAAGAGACUGAGCAACAGCAACCAGGGAGAAACAACAGUGUAGAGGACGGCGGUGUUUACGGGGACAUGCAGAAGACAUGACUCCUGUUGCUCCUGGAUCCUCUUUUCUAUCAGACGAACACUUUUAUAUUAUAAACUAUUUUUGUACAUUCUAACUGCAGUCACGCUGUGUCCUGCAAUGUUGGACACUAACUGAAACAGGACUCUGAGUCUCCGGGAACAAACGUUGGACUGUAACUGCAACUGGAAGUUUCCUGGAAAUCUAAUUUGAUACUAAUUUAAUCAUCGAUUAGUCUUACAGUUAUUUGUCAAUUACAUGUUUAGAGUGUAAAAUGUCAGUUUGCAGACAGAAGAAGAUGAAAAACGUCUGACACCAGUUAACAUUUGGCUUCUGUGUCCGGGAGGAAAAGUCUUGAUUGGCGUUCUUUACCAGAACUCUAGUUUUACUUUUGUGUCUUUAUUAUGUUACCAAACAGAGACUGAAGCUUUGAGAGAAAAACAUUCAAAAUUGCAAUUAAAAAUGUGGUUAAAAGUGUUAUUAUGUAAAAAGUCCAAAACUUUUGCUCGCGAAAAAAAAUGUUUGCGAAUUAAGUUCGGUUUAGAAAUCCAAGUUCUUUUUGCUAACGUAAAAGUUUUACUUAACUAAAAUGUUUGUUUCCUGAGCUGUCACUUUGAUCCAGACUGGCCAAUAGUGAUGUGUCUGUCAGCGUAAGCCCCGCCCACCAGAUUCAGCUCAACAGAAAACAAAUCUUUGUGAUUCACAAUUAAACACUUUUUAGUCACAAACUUAUUUGACCCGUAACAAAAUGUUUUUUGAUUGCAGUGUUGAUAGUUUUGCUCUGUUUGAUUUAAUUAACCCUUUGAUGCACAACAUAUAAAACACCUUCUAAUACACAACUUGAGUCAAAAAUCUUUUUUUUUUUUUUUAUUACAACAGAUCAUUAUGUCCAUUUUUCCUUUCAUACUUUAUGAAGAAAAAUAGUUUUUGUAUUAUUACAUCAAGUUUACACACAUGGGUCAAAAACGACCUUGUGCAUUAGAAUCGUAGUGAUACAAAAAGUGAUACACUAAGUUAACAAUUUGAGUAUAAUGUGUAACUAUGUUUGUCUUAUUUUGAAGGUUUAACUUUAAAAGAGUUGAUAGAACCACCAGAUUACAUUGGAAAAUCACAUAUUUUAACAUUUGAGACUUAUUAGAGCCACCAAAUAAUAAUUUCCAUUGGAAAAACACCAAUUUAACAAAAUAGGAUAGUUAAUGUGUUAAGUGUGUUCUUUGUUAGGUUUUAAAUUGGUGAAUUGGUGACAACAUAUGAACACCUUCUAAUGCACAACAUGGGUCUAAAAUGACCUUGUGCAUUAGAAGCGUAGUGGAAAAAAAGGGUUUUUAUUCAAAAAGUAAGAAAAGAAAAAAAAUGAGGAUGUAAGGUGAUCAAAAACAAGUUAUUUGAGGAAAACCUGCAAUACUGAAUGAUGUAAUUAAUUUAUUGCAAAGAUAUAGACGAUAAAAACGUAGUUUUCGGGUCACUUUAGACCCAUGUUGUGCAUCAAAGGGUUAACAAGACACAGAAGUAAGUAGUUUUAUUCAGUUCUGAUCUACAAUGUGUUAAUAUUGGUGGGAAAAUGAUGAUAUCCACGUAAAAAAAGUGUUGAAAUCUCUUCAAGACUGAUUUAAACGUGGCAUUUCUUUUAAGACUGCUCACUGAAACACGUUUGUAGAUUCAGUGACUUUCUGUACAUAACUUUAUCUCUGAGUUUUUUUCAGUAAUCUAUAAGAUAAAAUGUGUUUUUGUUCCUUUUGACUGUUUUUGGCUUCUUCUUCUCUGUACUCCCCCAAAACAGCUCAUGUAUUUAUGUGUUUUUUUAAUGACUUGUACAGUUUUUCAGAAUAAAUGUGAAAGUUUUGGCCUCG
Messenger RNA from Centropristis striata (black sea bass), 3704 nucleotides. Its product is annotated as frizzled-7-A-like. Gene Ontology annotation, cellular component: plasma membrane. The transcript has 2 exons. The coding region runs from base 187 to 1839 and encodes 550 amino acids. Gene Ontology annotation, molecular function: Wnt-protein binding; Wnt receptor activity. NCBI's taxonomy places the organism in Eukaryota, Metazoa, Chordata, Actinopteri, Perciformes, Serranidae. Gene Ontology annotation, biological process: canonical Wnt signaling pathway; non-canonical Wnt signaling pathway. The record is from RefSeq and is a predicted model, not a curated record.